AACAAAUGCCUGUCGUCAAGAGCCGAGCUUCCCGCGGCCGACCGGGUAUAGCAUGCGAGGAUCAAACACACUGCCAAACGAGACGGGCAUUUAAUCCAAGGUCCUUCCACCUUAUUCAUAAACCUGGUUAAACGAGAGGUGUUGGCUGCUUACUGACCUACCUGCACAUGGGUCCAUGCUGAUCCGGGUGUGAUUCCACGUGUGUACCAAGGAACGACGAUGAUCUUUUCUUUUCUCGAGAAAAAUAACCAGAAUCAUGGGACGAACCUCGCAUGAACCGUGUUGACAGAUCUUACAGGUCAGAAAAAGAAAGCAAGCGAAAGGACCCGAGCUCGAUUAAUUGUCACUGCUUGGCGAUGAGAACCACGUCGGAUGUAACCCUAGAGGAGCAAUGAUUUACGGUCCCUUGACGGAAAUCAUGGUUACAAAGUGGGAACUAGUCCAGCAUUUUAAUGAACCGCGUAUCACUGCAUUGCUCGGUGACCUGUCAACGGACAUUCAUCCCGGAGCUACUAAAAGGUUCAUUACAACCCACACGAUCGUGAGACCUAGACAAAAGUUCAGCAUCCUUCGUUUCUCUAGCUUGCUCACCAAGGAAGCUUUUGAGGUACCCGAAGGGCGCCAAGACUCUAAAAAUAUGGAUUCCUUUUUACGAAUAUCCAUUGAUGGAGCGGGGGAUUGUCCGGAUCCCCCGUAUCACUCCAUAGUGAUGGAGCAUAAUGCCCAUAAGCUCUUCACGAAUUGACCAAGAGUGACUCCAUUCAGUGUCCGUCUCUCGGAGGCGUCCCAUAAUCACGCAACAAUCCCUUAGCGAGUGACAGUCCAGCAUCGGCUUUGUCCUCUAGGGGCUACGUCCGCCAUUUUAGAGCGUUUUGAGCGUCUCUUAGUCCGCCGUCUAAGCCUAUUUAGGGACUGGUUGCGAUGUUGGCGGCCCUUUGCCUCUAGAAGCAAUCUAAACCUUCUGCCAAGUGCCAACGGCUUUUCUUUACCUGAAGGCCCGGGAAUACCGGCUUCCGGCGCAGGGAUUUUAGGUCAGUUGGUCCAGCGAGUUCAUGCUGGCGAGUGUUUAUAAUGGAGAAAUACUGCAGUAGUCAGUAGAGUUAUUUGAUGGCUGAUGGAGCAAUCCUUUUGGGGAGAUUUGCAAAUCGAGAUGUCAAUGACUCGAGAUCGGACCAUCAUGUGGGGGAGCUGAACCUGAUCGGCCAUACUUGGUCGGUGUUGGAGAAAGAAUAUGGAAGGGAUCGACAGCUACCAAAGCAUAUUUCCUCCCAGGCAGCGAGAUGUUCUGCGUGCUCGCUGCAAUUCUUCCGAGCAACAAAGGAGCAGUUCUUUUAGGCGAAUGCUGGCUCUUCUUCGGAUGCACAAUCCCUGGGGCAAGAGAAUGUAAUUUCACUCAAGUCAUGACAUGGCAGACCAUGUAAUUUGUAUGGACAAUGCUCCGGUCUCACGGCCCACCAGGCCUUGACGUCCGUCGAACUUAAAGACAGCGAUCGACAUGGCAAGCCACUGAUGCAAGUAUCUUAAACGAGCUUUCUCAUUUUUCUUCCAGACGUUGUCUAGAAGCUCAGCUCGCGAUCCUCACUGCACGCACCUUGUCCCUUUGUCAAAACGCAACAAGAUGCAUUCCUCAAACACACUAAGCCUGCUCUUGGCGGCUUUCUCUGGUUAUGCCUCUGCCCUCCCUCAUUAUCCUGCCCCUCCUGUCCCUGGCGUUCCUGGUGAUCACCACCCUCCCGGACCUCCAGGACCUCCAGGACCUCCAGGACCUCCUAAUCCUCCUCCCCCUCCGUCUCCCUCUGCUCCCGCUCCCGGCCCUCCCCACGUUUCCCCUCCAGGCGUUCCUACUGUUCACGUCUGCAACGGAACUUACCAGGGCAAGCAUGACACCACGUAUGAUCAUGAUCUGUUCCUUGGCAUGCCCUAUGCCCAACCUCCCGUAGGCCCCUUGCGUUUCUCCUCACCCAAAUCUCUUGAUAAGACCUGGAAGGGACCUCGAAAUGCCACUGAGUUCGGAUGGAUGUGCAUUGGUUACGGCUCUGAUACCCAGAACCUCGGCAACCCUGUCAACGAGGACUGCUUGACCAUUAACAUCGUACGACCUUCUGGUGUCAAGGCUGGAGAUGAGCUUCCCGUUGGUCUUUGGGUUCAUGGCGGCAGCUACACCAACGGCGGUUCCCGAGACCCUAGGUACAACCUGAGCUACAUCGUUGACCAGUCCGUCAAGGAGGGCAAGCCCAUCGUCGCUGCCUCCAUCAACUACCGUGUAUCGCAAUGGGGCUUCCUCUUCAGCGAGGAGAUGCAGAAGGAGAAUGCCGGUAACUUGGGCUUCAAGGAUCAGCGCCUGGCUAUGAGAUGGCUGCAGGAUAACGUCGCCGCCUUCGGUGGUAGCCCCGACAAGGUCACUAUCUGGGGAGAGUCUGCUGGCGCUCGAUCCCUGGGUAUGCAGCUUGUCGCUUACGAGGGUCAGCACAACAACCUCUUCCGUGCUGCUGUCCUCGAGUCUGGUAGCCCUGUUGCGCUGUUCAAUGAGGCCUCCGAUUGGCAGGAGUACUAUGAUGCUCUUGUCAAGAAGACUGGAUGCGACUCUGCCUCCGACAACCUCGAGUGUCUUCGUGGCCUUCCUUGGGAGACCCUGAACAACAUCUUCAACAACACUACCCCUCUCGAUGUUACUGCCCCUACUCUCACUGCGGUUAUCGACGGUGACUUCAUGACCGCCCAGGCCUCUAAGCUCCUCCUGGCUGGCAAGUUCGCUCACGUCCCUCUUCUCAUGGGUAACAACUUCGACGAGGGUACUGCCUACGCUAAGAAGGGUAUCAACACUACCGAGCAGUUCCGGUCCUGGCUCUCCAGCCUCGGCCUCAGCCAGACUCAGGUCACUACUGCUACUGCUUUGUACCCUGACAUCCCUGCUGACGGGAUCCCCGCAUCUUUCACUGGCCGUCCUACCAACGAGUAUGGCUCCCAGUGGAAGCGUGCCGCCGCCUUCGCUGGUGACUUCCAGCAGCACGCCGGACGACGCCUCUUGGCCCAGGUCUACUCCGGCUCUUCCAUUCCCGUCUUCUCCUACCUCUGGAACGUUUACGUCAAUGGCCUUCCCGCCAUCAUUGGAGCCACCCACUUCCAGGAGGUCGCUUUCGUCUUCAACAACGUCAAGGGCGUUGGUUACAACCCUAGCCCCUUUGAAGGCAAGCCCGAGACUUUCGUUGAGCUCGCUGACCUCAUGAGCAAGAUGUGGGUUUCUUUCAUGCAUGACUUGACACCCAAUACUGUCAAGACUGCGCCAAGCCAUGUUACCUGGCCUCAGUACACACUCGAAGAGCCUCUUAACAUUGUCUUCGAUGUCAACAAGACUGAUCUCAGCUACACUGCUGUUGACAACGUCCGAAAGGAGGAGGUUGCCUUCCUCCUUGACAGUGUCUUUGCCUAAGUUCGUGGCCAGCAGUCAAUACGUUGGCUAGCUGUAAUGUAUAAUAGGGUGCCAUUUCAACAUCCUUCUGAAGACGUAUCGGCCAGGUGGCCAAAGCCUUUUAACACUUUGUAUAUAGCUUUAUCUUCGAUUCGUAUUAGCGAGCAUCUAGCCAUGACUUGAAUGGAUCAAAAAAUCACAUAGUCACACACUAUGUAUCGUAAUUUACAAUAAGUUCUGGUUCUCGAGCAACUCAUUCGCCCAUCCUACGGUAGACAUACUCUAGCUACUGCCAACUGGAUUCCACCAUAUUCACAAACACCUUGCCCCGGUAACCUGUAACAAUCUACUC
This is a messenger RNA of Fusarium verticillioides 7600, 3761 nucleotides long. RefSeq lists its product as hypothetical. The transcript has 2 exons. The record is from RefSeq and is a predicted model, not a curated record. Bases 1619 to 3430 code for a protein of 603 amino acids. Lineage: Eukaryota; Fungi; Ascomycota; Sordariomycetes; Hypocreales; Nectriaceae.